Messenger RNA from Cercospora beticola, 2239 nucleotides. RefSeq lists its product as uncharacterized. The record is from RefSeq and is a predicted model, not a curated record. Lineage: Eukaryota; Fungi; Ascomycota; Dothideomycetes; Mycosphaerellales; Mycosphaerellaceae.
GUCGCAAACUCAGCAGCACACCGACGGGACGACAUUUACAUCUCCAGGACAUGCGCUGAUUGCGCGAAUACAUCUCCGGUCACUAUGGCACGAGUGCGCGCUGCGCCAGGCUCUCAAGCUCCCACGAAGGCGACCGCGACUCGUCAAGCGCUGAAGGAGAAGACAAACACAGCACGCACGAACGGACCAGUCUACGAGGACGAUGGAAACACCGAUGGUCUCAUCAAAGACUCGCAGCCGAAGCGCGGACGGCCGAAGAGAGUGGCAAGGCAAGACUCUGAUGAAUUAGUCAUGGCGGGAGGGUUAGGACUGGCGAGUGGGGAGAGUGCGAAGAAGAGCGACGCGCCAACAACGACUGAUGAGCUUGCGAAGAGCGAUGCUGCUCCAAUGACCACGGCAAAACCCAAUCGAAGGCCAGCAAGGACAAUACGCAAGGUCGCGACGAGCCAGACGCAGAAUGAAGUCUUGAAUGGAUUAAAGCAACGAAUGAACGCCGCAGCCAAAUCGCAGCGCACGAAACAGCGACCAGAGGCGCAAGUUGUUCGAGACACAUUCAGUGACCCAAAACCGUCUGAUGCGCUUCCGACAAACCCUGCGAUUGCGAGUGAGUCUCAGGAUGCUAUUGUGGAUCGCUCUGAGUUGAGCUUGUCAUCUUCGCCCCCAGCGCGCGCGAACCCCGGCACUGCGCAAAAGCACCGGUCCUCGAUAAUGCAGCCUGGCUCGGUGCUGCGAGCGCAGAACACACCGGCUGUGGAGAGCAGUAUGUUGGCAUUGAAGAACUUCAAACGCAGGCCGCGCCAGCCAAGCAUGCUGCAGAUGGUUAGGCAGAAAGUGGGAAGUGCGCGGCCCUCUUUAGCAAACGAUACCGCUGUCACUGUUGAUGACAAUGCUGUGGAAGACACAAGCGUGUUUGACCUGGACAUCAGCGAUGACAACGAGGAUUUUGCACCCGAGGCAGAAGGCACGCCUCUUCACCUCAAUCAAAACCGAUUGUCGAACCUGGGCAGUGUGAGGCAACGCAGCACGAUGCAGCUCAGCCUUGUCGACAACUCCGCGGUCCAGCCACAGAAGAAACGAAAGUCUGACACGCUCGAUGUGUCAUCUGGGUCAUUAUCCGGUUCACGAAGCAAGAAGCCGAGGCAAGAUCAAGAUGUGUCCUCCGGCUCACUUUCUGCCCUCCAUGCUCGGCGGCAGCAGCCAGUCGUCGAAGUUGCACAGGCGCCGGAGGCGGAUGACGACGAUUGCAUUGUUGUACGUUCAUCUACGGACCGGGAUGAAACGCCUCAACCUGCUACCACCUCAGAUGUCCAAGUCAUCAACUCACCGUCCUCUUCGACACCGCCUACAGAGCCCUCGUCAUCACACCAUCGACGCUCUCUGUCUGGCAAAGACGACGAUUAUGCUGUACCGUCAACGGCACCCGACGCCGAACUUGAGCUUGCUACACGACACGUCGACCCGCAGGAGGAACAGGAUGACAUCGUCAAUGGAACCAUGGCGGACCCUGUGAGCAGCCCUGGCGCCCCGUCUGAGGAUGUCAUGGCAGACCCUGCAACGCAGCGAGCUUCCCCGUCACCGGUCAAGAAGAAGCCGAGAGGCAAGCCGAAGCCGAUCAACACUGCCGCAUUGCAGUCGUUGUUGCCGAAACGGCGACAACCAUUGAGACCGCGCAAACGGAAAUCAGAGUAUGAUAUCGAAUCAUCUGAAGCUGAAGACGAUGCCGUAGUAGACACUAGCCACCUCGAUGAAGAUGAGGACGAGCUAGGCGUCCAAGGCAAACGGCGAGCAAAACCCGCUCCGACGAAGACGAAGCGAGGCACGACCGCAAAGCGAGGGAAAUCAGGCAAAGCAGCGCCAACAGCAUCGAAAAAGACUGCAGCCAAGAAGAGUACGAAAACGUACGGUCGAGCCACAGUAUCUGACAAGGAGAACGACGGCCACGAAUCCUUCGAGGAAGCAGAAGAGUCGACCCUGCCGGAGAUCCCUCACAGCAUGCAAGACGUUGCCAAGAGCAAGGAGCUUGAGGCGGCAAAGGCUAAGUUCGCGGACAUCGACCAGUGGGAUAUGGAGUUCGAGACGAUGAGCGCUGAUGAUCAUCGAAGUUCGAGCUUGAAUUGGAGAUGAGGUGCUCGUUUCUUCAGACUUUGCUUCGCUGGCAUCAAUGGGAACCUGUGAGACUGAUGCAUGCAUGACUGAACGACAGUGUGUUCAUUUCUAGUGCCUUUGCAAAUACCCGAAA